AUGGGCGUGCACGCCAGGUCGAUGAGCUGGUACAUGAGCCCGCCGGGCUCGCCGGCGCCGGGGAGCGCCGCCGAGGCGCAGCACGCGCUGAGCAGCAGCCCCGGGGGCAGCAGCGACGCCAGCUUCGACACCAACAUGGUCAUCAUCCUCGCCGCGCUGCUGUUCGCGCUCCUCUUCGCGCUGGGCCUCAACUCGCUGGCGCGCUGCCUCAUCCGCUGGGCGCGCCGCGCGCCGGCGGCGGCGGCAGGGGAGGCCGGCGGCGCGGGCGGGCUCAAGAAGCGCGCGCUCCGGAGCAUCCCGGUCGAGGUGUACGGCGCGUGCCGCGCCGACGGGGCCGCGGCCGUCGCCGCCGACGUCUGCGCCAUCUGCCUCGGCGAGUUCGCGGACGGCGAGAAGGUGCGCGUGCUGCCGCGCUGCGCCCACGGCUUCCACGUCCGCUGCGUCGACACCUGGCUCCUCUCGCACGACUCCUGCCCCACGUGCCGGGGCUCCGUGCUCGACGGCGCGAAGGCCGCCUCCUCCGCUCCCGCUCCCGCCACCGGGGGCAGCCGGCGGCAGGGCAGCGACGCUGCUGCUGCUGCUGCCAUCGCCAUCGUCAUCGGGUGA
Molecule: messenger RNA, 606 nt
Organism: Miscanthus lutarioriparius
Lineage: Eukaryota; Viridiplantae; Streptophyta; Magnoliopsida; Poales; Poaceae
Source: the annotation of a GenBank genome assembly